Molecule: messenger RNA, 1344 nt
Organism: Callithrix jacchus (white-tufted-ear marmoset)
Lineage: Eukaryota; Metazoa; Chordata; Mammalia; Primates; Cebidae
Gene: CPO
Product: carboxypeptidase O
Biological process (GO): proteolysis
Molecular function (GO): metallocarboxypeptidase activity; zinc ion binding
Source: RefSeq, a predicted model, not a curated record
GGAGCCACAGUCUUGAUGAUUCGUUCUUAAGGACACUUGAUCCACUGCCAGAGAGGCCUAGAAUUUUCUAACUUACUCUGUAGAAGAAUGAAGCCUCUGCUUGAAACCCUUUACCUUUUGGGAAUGCUGGUUCCUGGAGGGCUGGGAUAUGAUAGAUUCUUAGCACAACACAGACAAGAGAUUGUGGACAAGUCAGUGAGUCCAUGGAGCCUGGAGACAUAUUCCUAUAACAAAUACCACCCCAUGGAAGAGAUCUAUCAGUGGAUGAGAGAGAUCAGUGAGAAGUACAAGGAAGUGGUGACACAGCAUUUCCUAGGAGUGACCUAUGAGACCCAUUCCAUGUAUUAUUUGAAGAUCAGCCAACUGUCUGGUAAUCCCAAAAAGAUCAUUUGGAUGGACUGCGGAAUUCAUGCCAGAGAAUGGAUUGCCCCUGCUUUUUGCCAAUGGUUUGUCAAAGAAAUUCUACAAAACUACAAAGACAACUCAAGGAUACACAAGUUCCUUAGAAACCUGGACUUCUAUAUCCUUCCAGUUCUUAACAUAGACGGUUAUAUCUACACCUGGACAACUGAUCGUCUUUGGAGGAAAUCCCGUUCACCCCAUAAUAAUGGCACAUGUUUUGGGACGGAUCUCAAUAGAAAUUUCAAUGCAUCUUGGUGUAGUAUUGGCGCAUCUAGAAACUGCCAAGAUGAAACAUUCUGUGGGACAGGACCAUUGUCUGAACCAGAGACUAAAGCUGUUGCCAGCUUUGUAGAGAGCAAGAAGGAGGAUAUUUUGUGCUUCCUGACCAUCCACUCAUAUGGGCAGUUAAUUCUUACACCUUAUGGCUACACCAAAAAUAAAUCAAGUAACCACCCAGAAAUGAUUCAAGUUGGACAGAAGGCAGCAAAUGCAUUGAAAGCAAAGUAUGGAACCAAUUAUAGAGUUGGAUCAAGUGCAGAUAUUUUAUAUUCCUCAUCAGGGUCUUCAAGAGACUGGGCCCGAGACAUUGGGAUCCCCUUCUCAUACACGUUUGAGCUGAGGGACACAGGAACACAUGGGUUUGUUCUGCCCGAAGAUCAGAUCCAGCCCACCUGUGAUGAGACCAUGGAGGCUGUGCUGUCAGUCCUGGAUGAUGUGUAUGCAAAACACUGGCCCUCGGACAGUGGUGGAAGGGUGACACCUGCCACAGUCCUGCUGGGCCUGCUGAUGUCCUGCAUGUCUCUUCUCUAAGUGCCUUGCGCCCAGGCCUGCUCAACCCCAGUGGCAUGUAUAUGGCUGAAGGAACCAUGUGCUGUGGUUGUAGAGAAACCGAAAAAUUUAACUGAAAAUACUUCCUAUUUCAUUAAAGAAAAAUCAUGUCCA